CUGUGUGUUCUUUCCGGUUCUUGCUUCAGUAAUAACAUCCGAAACAAAAUAAUAACCGGUUAUAUCUACUGUUACUUUUGUUGCUAACUUUAAUAUCUUACAUCUGCCACUGACGUUACUCUGGCAAAAUCUCGUAGAUGGCGACAUUAAGUCUUUAACACUUCAGCACAACUUCAAAUUUGUUUUUACGACCGAGCGCAGACGUCAAGAACGGAAAGACGGUUCUUGAAGGUUCGCUGGUGUUCAUAUUAAAGGUGCAGUAACGGGACAGCCUGCUAACGGUUCCUCUGCCUGCAUUCGUGCAUGUGAAACGCAUGACACAGCAUCAGUCUCCUGCAGGGGCAAGAUACACCCGAACACACCCCGCUGCAGUCUGCAGAGCAUCCGCACUCACGGCAGGCUUGGUGCUUUCCUAAAGCUGCUCAGUAUCUUCUGGAAAAACGCGACACAGCUCAGCAGCAGGAUGGCUCAUGAAGAAAAGAAUCCGCUGCCUCCAGCAGGGACGCUCUCUGAGGGACAGCGACAGUCCCUCUUUAAGAUGGAGCCCAAGACUCUAGGGGCCAUCCAGAUUGUUAUCGGGAUUUUGAUCCUUUGUCUGAGCGCGUCUGUGCUCCAGGUUCACGAAGUCCACUUUACCGGAGAUGUGGCUCUUUUCCUCAUCGUUGUCGUACAGGUGACUGUGUCUGGGUCAGUGCUGGUCCACAGUGGGAGGAGACCUACUCUUUUCUGGGUGAAAUGUGUCCUGGUGCUUCAUCUCAUCAGUGCUGCGUUUGCCACCGCUGCCCUGGGUCUAAUGUCCAAGCACCUCCCCUACCGCCAGGACUCUUACCACUGUGAACACUGCCGUAAACUGGAGCUACAUGCUGUGCAACAUUGUUUCAGGAAAUGCACCGGGCUGAUCGAGCAAAAGUGUAAACUAUUGAUUGAUGGGAUUCUGGGAACACUGGUUAUAUUCCUGGUGCUUGAGCUGCUAAUCUGCAUCACUGCCAUGCUGUUUGGACUCAGCGUCCUAGCUGCUGGUGGCAGCCAGACUCCCAGUGAGGGACCCGUCUAUCCGCAAACUCGCCCCCCACCUGUCCCAGCUGUGGAGACUGUUCAGGCCGUUCAGUCUGCUCGAGCUGCUGCUGAGCCAACUCAGCAGGUGGCUGUAGUUGUGACAGAACCUGACUCAGAGCAGGUAGAGGACAUCUCCACCCCACCCACUGAGCCCCAGGUGGAGCCAAUAGAAACCGCAGAACCCUGAGCUCAGCGCACAGAGCUCACAGUGGUGUCAUGUCAGUCACAAGAGACGGCUGAGUGUCAGCAGGGAAGCAUAUUCUGUAUGUUAUGUUGGAAAAUAAAUGUGAAUGUUUAACAAGUUUCUGGCAUGUUGUGAUCACAGCAUCAGUGUUAGUGCUGCUGUCCCUACAGUAAACUAUGAUGGAACAGUUUUAUUACGAACGUUGACAUGGUAGCACUUUAUAAUAAUGUCACACUAUUAAGCCUUAUUAAGGUAUUAACAAGUGGUUCAUUCAUCAUUUACACAGCAUUACUGCGCCGUAGUAUGCCAUUUAUACUUCUGUCAAUAUCAAAACUUUACAUGACUUAGUAAAUGAAUGAAGUUGUGAAAUAUAAAGAACAGAAUUGGUCAACAUUAUAAAAGCAGCGGCUUUAGCCCCCUCUGUCACACUGUUCGCCUGCCCCAGCACUCCUGCUUGUAACUCAGGGUUUCUCUCAUCAGCUGCUGGCGUGUAAGCCUCUGACUUACUUGUGCACUGAAAUGUUCUCCAAUGAGAACUCAAAGAGAGAAAUAUCUCCAAAAAUAUAACAGUCUCAUAAUUGUUCAUUGUUUUUGGCAAAUUAGGGAAUAAGAUGAGGUUUUCAUAAAACCCGAGCAGUUGAACUCGUUAAAUGCACAGAACAGAUACGUGUAUCUCCACAGUUAGCUUAGCAGAUCAAAUCUACCUGACACUGCUUUCAUGUGUGGCUUCUUAGUCCUCUGUUCAAAACACUAUAAUAUAGAAUUAACUGUAAAUGAAUGUAUGAAAGUUUUAAUCUCACUGAAAAUAAAAUUACUGCUGCACAGAUAAAUCGCUCUCACCAGUCACUAAAGAUUAGCUUGAAAUGUUGAAUUGUUACUAAUAUUUUUGUUUCGCGGGGUUGUUCUGUCGAGUCUGCAGGUUGUAUAUUAAUGCAAUAUUAACCACAGCUUUGUCUUUUUUUCUAUGUAAUUUUGAGAUCAUUGUAAAUCUUUCUCAGCAUGCACACAUAAGGCCACGAUUCUGCUAAAUAAAGUCAAGCUUUGUUUUA
This is a messenger RNA of Maylandia zebra (zebra mbuna), 2289 nucleotides long. RefSeq lists its product as uncharacterized. The record is from RefSeq and is a predicted model, not a curated record. Gene Ontology annotation, cellular component: membrane. NCBI's taxonomy places the organism in Eukaryota, Metazoa, Chordata, Actinopteri, Cichliformes, Cichlidae.